AAGUCAAGCCAACCAAAAGUGAAUGCGUCGUAUAUCGUCGUUUGUUAGUUUACUAAAAUAAGUUUUCGCUACCAAUAAAUUGUGAGAAUGAGAAAUAUAAAAGCGUUUUUCGAUUAAUAUACCUGCGAUACGAAAGAAGCAAAUUUAUGCAUUACAAUUUGUUCAAUAUACGUCGUAUAUCUCAAUAACGGUUGGAAUAUUGAAUACACAACGAAUUUCCAAAUAACGCAUUUCGCAGCCAAUCUUGUGACUGCCGUUACAUCGAGUAUAGGUGCUCUGGAGCGUUCAAAGCUUGGGAACAUUGAUAUUGUGGAAUAUUAUGAGUUCGGGGUUUAUUACUGAAUCGGAAUUGGCGGAGGCUAGAAAGCGACGCCAGGAGGAAUGGGAAAAGGUUCGCACAGCCGAUCAACCACUAGAGCGCCCUGAAGAAUAUGACAGUCGUUCACUUUAUGACCGAUUAAAGGAGCAGAAAAUGAAAAAAGAUUUGGAAUACGAAGAAACGCAUAAAUUGAAAAAUCUCAUACGAGGGCUUGACGAAGACGAAGUUAGUUUUCUUGAGUUGGUUGACAAAAAUAAAAUGGGUAUUGAAAAAGAAAAACUCCUCGAAGAAGAGAGGGAGCUUAAUGAUUUUAGAAACAGAGUUACGACCCUACAAGAGGAGACGGAGAACAAGAAAAUACAGACCGAACUAAAAACUAAACUUCGAGUCCAAUCAUCCGCUGCUAGACCGUCACAAAAAUCUCUGCUUGGAAUUGGUAUUAAACGCAAAAAUGGCGAAAGUACAAACUCUUGCGGAGCUUCCGAAAAUAAACACAUAAAACCAAUGACAAAUGAAGAUACCAUGUCGAAAAAAAAUGAAGAGAUACCAAAAAGUCUUAAAAACAUCAAAACAAAUGAGCUAGAUGUUGGUCAUUUGAAGUGUGUGGCAAUAUUGCCAGGCUUAGGACCAUAUAACGAGUCAAGUGAUUCUGAAAUAAGUAGUGGUAGUGAAGAUGAGCCUCAUGGGUGUGAUGAUAACUGCAAAUAUGACUUAGUUGGACGCAAACAUGAAAAGAAAAAGAAUAGCCAAGACGACCAUUAAAACAAUUGCAAAGUGCGUAUCAAACAGGAUACAUUUAUAUACCGUUCCUGUUUUGCAAAAUAAGAAAGAAUAUUAUAACGUAUUGUCGAUUGGAUGAUGCCAAUAGUGAAUGCAGUAAUCAUAUUUCUGUAUUCUAAUAUAAUGUGUAAUAAAACUUAUCGUAUUCUAUUUUUUUGAUAA
Musca domestica (house fly) is the source of this 1261-nucleotide messenger RNA. Its product is annotated as PSME3-interacting protein. The transcript is spliced from 5 exons. Lineage: Eukaryota; Metazoa; Arthropoda; Insecta; Diptera; Muscidae. The record is from RefSeq and is a predicted model, not a curated record. Gene Ontology annotation, cellular component: nucleus. Bases 320 to 1081 code for a protein of 253 amino acids.